This is a messenger RNA of Vespa velutina, 5436 nucleotides long. RefSeq names its product mucin-5AC-like (gene dap). Lineage: Eukaryota; Metazoa; Arthropoda; Insecta; Hymenoptera; Vespidae. Gene Ontology annotation, biological process: regulation of cell cycle. Gene Ontology annotation, cellular component: nucleus. The transcript is spliced from 2 exons. The coding region runs from base 2445 to 3515 and encodes 356 amino acids. The record is from RefSeq and is a predicted model, not a curated record. Gene Ontology annotation, molecular function: cyclin-dependent protein serine/threonine kinase inhibitor activity.
GUCGCUAGAGGGCGCUUCACACGCGUUGGACGCGUCUUCGCGCAACUCCGUUAUAAUACUUUUUUUUUUGCAAGGGCAUUAGACGACGACGAAUCAUCAUCAAUCGUGUACCGCUUGUAUACCGCUAACUGCGUUCUCUCAAUCUAUCUUUCAUUACGUUAGACAGAGAAUAAUAGACGUUUAUAAAAGCAAGUUACUACGGGCUUACGAGACGUUACACGAAGUUUCUUUUUUUUUGCUCUUUCUUUUCAUUUAUUCGUCGUCAUUAUCGUUAUCAUCUAACAGUUCUUCUUCUACUAGAAGAAGGAAAGAGAGUAAGAGAGAGAGAGAGAGAGAGAGAGAGUUCAAACAUAACGGUUAAUCGUGCCCGAUCGUCGAUCGUUGCUUUUUCUCGAAGCUUGGCGGGAGUUUAGAUUUACGAGAGAAGUUAUAAACACAACUACGAAGAUAAAGUUAUUCGUCAAAAGCUUACUACGGGCCGUGUGCAAUAUAUAUAUAUAUAUAUAUAUAUAUAUCAUACAUACAUAUAUAUAUAUAUAUAAAUCAUUUUCCGAAGGCUUCUUUUAUACGCAUCGUUUUUCGAAAGGAUCAACGAUUAUUUUUCUCCUUACAUUUUUCUUUCGUUUCUCUCUUUUUCUUUCUGUUUUUUUUUUCUUCUUUCUUUUUUUUUUUUUUUAAAUUCUCUCGCGAGUGUACUCUUUUCGUCGCGUGUGUGCCAAGAGAUAUACGAAGAAGACAAAAAGCGCGCGACGAGCCGGUUCGAAAUUCGCACGCGCGCUUCAACGCGUUCCAGCCUUUCGUCGUCAUUCUCCUUCUCCUCUUCCUACUAUCUUCUCCUCCCUCUCUCGUCGUCAUCGUCGUCGUCGUCGUCGUCGCCGCCGUCGUCGGCGUCGUCACCGUCGUCGUCUCGCGAAGGCUCGCGCGCAAGUGCGUGCAACGUUGCCGGAUCAAAGUUCUCGCGGGCGCCUUAUGACCAAGAGAGAAUUCUAACGUGAGAAGAAAAUGUUACGAGGAAAGUGUGAGAGAGAGAAAGAGGGAUAGGACGAUUGUGUGUGUGUAUAUAUAUGUAUAUAUAUAUGUAUAUACACACAUAUAUAUAUAUAUACACGUAUAGAUAUAAUAUCAUCGAGGGGAAAAGUAAUAUACUCGAAGGAAGAAUAUAAAGACAGAAGAAAAAAAAACCGAAAAAGACGAAAGAAAGUGAGUGAGUGAGAGAUAGAUAGUGAGAAAGAGAGAGAGAGAGAGAAAGAACGAGAAAGAGUGAGAGAGAGAGAGAAAAGACGACGAAGGCUUCUCGUCGUCCUCGUUCGUGAACGUUGGAAGUUUGUUUUCAGCCUUUCCGUCGGUCUCUCGCGCUUGCCGCGUUGCCAGAUUUCCAAGCGACGAACCGUGUUCGUCGUGUCUCGUCGCGUACCGCCUCCCCCUCGCCGUUUUACUCCUCUUCACCCUCCUCCUCCCUCACAUCAUCACCAUCAUCAUCAUCAUCAUCAUCAUCAUCAACAACAACCUCCUUCUUUCUUAAAAACUUGCGAAAACAUUUUCGUGAGAAACUUUACGUGCGUGUUGAAAAACAGAAUAUAUAUAUAUAUACACACACACAUAUAUAUAUAUAUAUAUAUGUAUGUACGAUUGGGAUAUACAUUUAGUGAAAGGUAUAUAUCGAUGAUAUCGAUUAUCAAAGUCUGGCAUUUUCUGGAAAUUAUUAUUUGAUUGUUUUUCGCGCGUGAUUUUUGAGUGCCCGAAGAAAAAAGGAAAAAAGAGAGAAAAGACGAAGAAAACGAAGAAGAAGAAAAAAGAAACAGAAGAAGAGUUUCGCAAACGGCCGAGAGAGGAAGGAACGCGCGCGGCCAUUAUUCGAAAUUCGGUUGGAUCGCGCGUUCGUGCGACGUUGCCAGUGUGGUUUUUGUUAGAGAAGACCGGGCGGCGCGAGUAUUUCAACGCGCUUUCGAGAGACACGACGAUUCCAAGAAGGAUAAUCAUCUCUCUUUCUCUCUUCUGUUGGGCGGUGGUGCGAGCAAGUAGACGACAGUAAUACGAUUAGAAAAGAAGUGAAAGAAGAAGAAGAAGAAGGAAAAGAAGAAAAAAGUGAGAGAGAGAGAGAGAGAGAGAGAGAGAGUACGGUUUCUUUAUUUUUUUCUUUUUUGUUUGCCUCCCUCUUUUUAUGUGUCCGGGUGAAAAGAAUUUCGAUUACGUCGGUUCGACGCGGGCUUUCGAACGACGACGUUUCGGAAGUGUUAACAGUAAUUUCGUGAGAACGAAUAGAAAGGGACAGAUUACCACGUGAUUCAGAGAGGGAAAAGAAUACAUUCUACGAAGUAUAUAUAUAUAUAUAUAUACAGAGACACUACAUACGCGAUAUUAUAUCGUGUCGUCGAGUAGAGAAAGAAAGAGAGAGAGAGAGAGAGAGCGACGUUGCCGCGCUCUAGAAAGAGCAACAACGAAAUAUGAGCGCACGAGUGUUGAAUCCGGCUAUGAUGACGGAAAUGAGUCGGAACAUAGGGGGAGGGCGAACGGUGCCGAGCAGGGCAGCUCUUGCGCGCGUUAGAAGGGAUCUCUUCGGUCCCGUCGACCAUGCCGCGGCUCGUGCAUUGGCCGAACGCGAGUUACGUGCACAAUCGUUGCUCGACAACGAACGUUGGGGAUUCGACUUUCACUUGGAAAUACCGAAAUCGAAUUCCCGAUACGAAUGGGAGAUCGUUACCGCUAAUGACGUCGUACCGGAACCUUAUGCACUACGUGGUAUGCCGUAUUUGAGGAAACACGCGCCUUCUACACCAAGAAAAAAACGAGAUGAGAAUGUGCAACAACAACAGCGAUCAUUGAUUAUCGCUAGUACUGGUGCUACUACUACUACUAGUACUACUACUAUUACUACGACGUCUAUUCCUCCCCAACGAACGUUGAAUGGAACGACCAAUGUGAAAGUAGCGGCGUUGGCAGCAACAACAGCAGGAGCAACAGCAGCUACUGCGGUCGUUGUCGUUGCUGAUAUUUCAGCGACGACGACGACAGCGACAACGACGACGAUAGCAACAUUGCCAACGACAGCAACAACAGAUCCUUCUUCUCCCCCCUCUCUUCCUGCUAUCGUUGCCAAUGGAAAAUCAAAGAAAACGACAACGAUUGUUACUACUCCACAACGUGCCGAAGACAAAUUGGUAUCCGUUGUUCUUCCAACCGACGAACUUCUCGAUGAGAAUACCGAUUCCGAAAGGACGCCACCUCAACGGGAACGAUCAAGGAUACCAGAGAUCGGCGAAAUUACGCCGAACGAGACCUCGUCCUACGAUAAUAAUUCGUACGAGAGUCCUAGGAAAAAGAAGAAGUACUCGAUCGAAUCUAAUAACACCAACAACACCAAUAACACCACCCCUGUAUUGCCGGCUAACACGAGGAAACAGUCGACGAUUACCCACUUCAUGAAGAGCCGUAAACGUAGCCUAAACGGUAGCACGAAGGGCGUAAUAGAACCACCGGAAAAGGUUGCACGUAAUGCUGGACAAAUACGCAGCUAAAGAGCCUUCGGCAUUCUCCUUCAGCCUCGCCAUUAAUUUUCUUCCAGUUUCCUUCGAUGGACCAGAACAAUAUAUCCACUUGUAAUAAAUAAAUUUGUAAACAACGGCAAUUUGCGAAACGAUUUGAAGAAAUACGUGAAUGAGAACAAAACAUUGAGAAAAAGAAAAACGGGAACAACAAUUAACAACCACAACAAUAACAAUAAUAAUAAUAAUAAUAAUAAUAAUAAUAAUAAUUAGAAUCAUAAUCAGUAUCAUAAAAGAACUCAUUUCGUUCUUUAAGGUGAGAAAAUAAUUAGAAAUUAUUGAAAUUAUAAUUUUAAGAUAUUGAAAGGUAUUGAAGAUAGUUAAGAUAAGAUAAGAUUAAGAUGAAGUUGAAGAUGAAGAUGAAGAUGAAGAUGAAGAUGAAGGGACAUACACAUACACUUGAAGAAAAAGUUAAAUUAGGGCGAGGUCCUUUAGGCUGUGCCAUUCUCACAUAGAUUUUAUCCCUAGCCCACGAAUACGUCGGCAAAAAGAAGAAAGUAAUGACAAAGACGAAAAAAAACAAACAAACAAACAAAUAUAAAAUACGAACACAUAAAAACGAAACGAACACGCGAAAAAUUAGUAAACGAAAUUAAUAUAUAUAUAUAUACAUAUAUAUAUAUAUAUAUAUAUAUAUAUAUAUAUAUAAUUAUUUUUCCUCUUAAUUGUUUAUUUUUCUUUUUCAAUUUUUUUUUAAAAAGAACUUUUAUUCCCCAUAAUCAAAGUACCACCGUAAUGUAUAGUUUUUCUUUUUUUUUUCUCGCGUUCGUGGGGUUUGUAUACAAUUAUGAUAUCCUCCGAGUAAGAAAAAGAUUAUAGUUAGCAUCUUAAGACAGCUAGUAAAUAGUAUCGACAAUAUCGGUAGCAACAGCAGCAGCAACAACAUAAUAUAUAAAUUUAUAUAUAUAUAUAUAUAUAUAUAUAUAUAUAUAUAUAUUUAUAUAAAGAAAGAGACGACGACUUUCGAUGAAAAAAAAAAAAAAUUAAACAAGAUAUAUAAAAGGAGGGAGUGAUUUAUUUUGUCAAGGUCGUCGAUAUUUUUUUAUCAUUCACAUGGGCUUUUUUUUGCAUAAGUGUUUAAGUAGAUUAAUAACUACGAUUCGGUCAUAUAUAUAUGUAUAUGUAUGUCUAUAUCUAUAUGUAUAUGUACAUGGAAUGACGAGGAUGUUGAUCACGCCGAUGUUAACAAUAAUGAUGAUGAAUAGUGAUUAAACUUAUAAUGAUGAGAUAUGGCAAUGGUAAUGGCAAUGGUGAUGAUAAUGAUGAACAUGAUGAUGAUGAUGAUGAUGAUGAUGAUGAUGAUGAUGAUAGUGAUGAUAAUGAUGAUGGUGGGUAACAGCUAGCUUUGAAAGGAUGAUUAAGGAAUGAAAAAAAAAACAAACAAACAAACAAUUAGUAUAAGAGUGCUCUUUUUGUCGAAAUUAAUUAUUAUUGUAAUAUAUUCUACACACACACACACACACAUAUAUAUAUAUAUAUAUAUAUAUAUAUAUAUAUAUAUAUAUAUAUAUAUAUAUGUAUAUAUAUAUAUUUUUUUUUUCUUUUCUUUUCUUUUCUUCGUCUCGGACAUAAACGAAAGAUCAUUGAUAAAUUAAGAUUAAGAGUUAAAUGUUUGUGUGAUGUUUGUUUAUGAGAGCAAAUUAAAAAAAAAAAACAAAAACAAAACGAAAAUGAAUGAAUGAAUGAUCGAAUGAAUGAACGUAACGAACGAACGAAUGAAUGAAUGAAUUUUGAAUUAGGUUUUGUGUAUUAGAGUAUGAUUUAAGGUAUGUUUGUUUGUGUUCUAGAUUAAUAUUAUAGGAAUUAGAUAUUGAAAAAUAAGAUUUAAGUUUAGAGAGAAAGAGAGAGAGAGAGAGAGAGAGAGAGAGAGAGAGAGAGAGAGAGAGAGAGAGAG